Acanthamoeba castellanii str. Neff is the source of this 939-nucleotide messenger RNA. RefSeq lists its product as uncharacterized. The record is from RefSeq and is a predicted model, not a curated record. Lineage: Eukaryota; Discosea; Longamoebia; Acanthamoebidae. The transcript has 4 exons. Bases 1 to 939 code for a protein of 312 amino acids.
AUGAGCGUGCAGGUGCUGGGCGGGCAGGAGGUGCCGACGGAGCUGGUGCGCCACGUCCUCUCCUUCCUCGUCGGCCACAACAACCCCUCCCUCUGGGUCCGCACCCUCCCCGCCGUGUGUCGCACUUGGCGACUUGUGAGCCACGACCUCCUGCGCGAGCACGCCGCCCUUCUAUGGUCCCGCCUGCCUCCACCGCACCCCGACUCCCGCUACGAAAGCCACGAGAAGGAGGGGGACAAGGAACCGACGGGUCGGGUGCUCUACCUGUGGAGGCACGACGACCGCAAGCCCGAGGAGGAGGAGGAAGAGUACUGGGAGGAGUGGACCUACCACCAGCUGGUGGCCAUCAGCCAGGCCAAGGCCCUUCCGCCGCCCAAGCAGCAACAACAACCCACCAAGGAGCGCAAGGGCGAUGACGACGAUGAAGGCGACGAUGGCGAUGGCGAUGGCAACGGCGAUGACGAUGACGAUGAGCAAGGAGGCUACGACUCGUACUACUCGUCCUACGACCAGGACUACCAGGCCACUGCAGGGCAGGUGUGGCACAGGCUGCCCUGGGCCGAUCUCUUCGAUCGCUUCAUCCGCCGCGGCUGCUCGUCACAGACCUUUGGCGCACCGUCGGCUGGGCCGGUGGGGGCGGUGGUGCGGCUCCUGCUGCUGGCCAGCGACGCCAGCCCGGUGAGGGUCCUCUAUCGCCAGUGCAAGGGCGGCCACCCCUUCAUCAUGACCGACUACGAGGACCUCAAGCUGUUCAUCACCAUCCGGCCGUCAGCACAGGCCUGGAUUCCUGUUGGGCCUUCGCCUGCUUCUUCUGCCACGCAAGCAAGUGGGGGUCUGCAAGGAGAAGCGCCUGCUUCGCGUGUCGUCUGUGUCCACAUCAGAGACGGCAUGCGCGGGGCAGUGCUCCAACCUUCACUACUGAUAUCGAUCUCUUCAUAA